AUGGAUGCGGCUAGCCAGAUGAAACCGGAAGCAUGGACAGUUUCUUCCAAUGAGGCAUUGAAACUUUCCUUAGUUGACGAGACGGGAGCUGUGCAAUUUUCGCCUAUUUUCACUUACCCAAUCUUUGGUGAUUCAGAACAGGUGUUUGGAUACCAAGACCUCCAGAUUUUUCUGGCGUUUGAUUCCGUCACAUUCAAACCAUUUUCCAACGUUAAGUAUGGUGCAAAGCUUGUAGACACCGUCGACGAUGUACAGGACAAGGUACUGAGCUUUUUGCCGAAGGGCGACGUGAUUGUAAAAAACGAAGAAGAAUGGGUUGAUGCAUUUACCAAGGAGCGCCAGUCCUUCGCAUUGCCAAAAGACAGUUCAAGAAUUGGGAGCUACGAGACGGCAGAAGAUGAGUUUGCAAUGUUUAAAGUUAACUUUCAAGAUCCUGAGAUCAGAGCUCUUCAUGGCAGGAUGCAGAUUUUUACCUUACUUUUCAUCGAAUCUGCAUCAUACAUCGAUGACGAUGAUGAUGGAUGGGAGCUAUUUCUGACCUUCAAUUUGAGAACAAAACAAUGUAUCGGCUAUUGUACGACAUACCAGUAUUGGAAGUAUAGUGGAAAUGUGAAAUUGGAUCAAGAUGUUGAAACGUACAAAACUGCGAAGAUUUCUCAGUUCCUGAUCUUCCCACCAUACCAAGGAAAGGGCCACGGGUCUAUUCUUUACAAUGCCAUAAUGAAGAAUUGGAUUGAUGACCCAAAAGUUCUCGAGAUAACCGUCGAAGAUCCUAACGAAAGUUUCGACGCGUUAAGAGACCGCUGCGAUUAUCGAAGACUACGAGACAGUGGAUUCAACCUUUGUAUCCCUGAUGAACUUCCUAUAAAUGAGAACUGGAUUGAAUUCCAGAGAACAUCUUUGAAGUUGGAGAAGAGACAGUUUAUGCGUUUAGUCGAGAUGUUUUUAAUGAGCAACUCAUCAUCCAAGUUUCGAUUACAAGUGAAAAAACGUCUUUACGAAAAAAAUUAUGAGCUUCUGAGGGAUCUCGAUGCUCCAACAAGGAAUGACAAGCUUCAGACUGCCUUUCUCUCUAUUUCGAAAGAGUAUGAAGCCGUCAUCUCGACUGUAUUAAAUAAUAAGAGGACUGUCCCCGAAGAAAUGGAGCCCAUAAAUAAAAAGACAAAAAUAUAA
Lachancea meyersii CBS 8951 is the source of this 1173-nucleotide messenger RNA. Lineage: Eukaryota; Fungi; Ascomycota; Saccharomycetes; Saccharomycetales; Saccharomycetaceae. The record is from the annotation of a GenBank genome assembly.